AUGAUGUCUGCCCGCAGGCUUAGACUUCUAGUGUUUUCUGUUCAAAAGUGUUUAUCUCGACUCGCCGACAAAUGCAGAGCUGUCGUCAUUAAGAGUUCUUCAGGCAAAAGUUCAACUGAGACGCAACAGGAACAUGAGGAAUCGUAUCUUCCUGAAGAAAGUGGUCUGGCGCAGCUACGGAAAGUGUAUUUCGAAACAUACGGCUGUCAGAUGAACGUCAACGACACUGAAAUUGCGUGGUCCAUUCUUCAGAAGGGUGGAUAUGUUCGGACCCACGAACUAUCAGAGGCAGAUGUGGUGCUUCUUGUCACAUGCUCCAUAAGGGAAAAGGCAGAGCAGACCAUCUGGAACAGACUCAAACAUCCAGCAGUUCUGAAAAAGAAGUGUCUAAAGAGCAGCACUCCAUUAAAGAUAGGAGUCCUGGGUUGCAUGGCAGAGAGACUGAAGACUGAGUUGCUGGAGAAGGAGAGGGUGGUGGAUGUUGUAGCAGGGCCAGAUGCCUACAGAGAUCUUCUCCGACUCCUUGCACUGGCCCAUGGGGGUCAGAGGACCAGCAAUGUCCUGCUCUCCCUGGAAGAGGCAUAUGCUGAUGUCAUGCCCAUUCACCAUUCAGGACACAGUGCCUUUGUGUGAGUGCCAUAAUAAUAUCUGGCUGAUUUAUAAGGGAGGAGUUCCUACUAAACACUAACUCUUAAAUUAACUUUGCACUGUGUGAUUUUGUAAAGAUGGUAAAGAGUAAAAUAACAGUCUCACAUGUACAGUUCAAUUUUUAAGUUAACAUGUAUAGACAGUUUUUGGUGUUUUCAUAUUCAACUCUAAUACACUGAAUUUAAUCUGAACAGCAACUGUUAGAUUAAAAUACAGAAAAGUCAGCUAUAAUUUAAAGGCAUUUGCUACCAUAUUGGAUGAAACAUGGGACUUGCAUCCACAAUAAAGCCAAAAACAGCAAAUGCUCAUAGUUCAGUUGUUUAUUAUUAUCAUUUUACUGAACACUUGUCAAUCUGCAUUUUUUGGUUAUUUAUACAUGACUGACCCUCCUACACUUAUGAAGGGAUAUAAAACUUCAAACACCGUGGUGGCUCAUCUUCAGCUCCUUCAUGCUUUUAGAUGUAGCACUUCAAGGAAAGGCCAAACUUUUAUCUGUAUUUUCAUGAGGCGAACUGUGAUCUAAUUAUAAUAGGCUUUGAAGCUCUUUGUAACAGCUGCAGAGUGGUGCAAGACUGUAUUUGAAAGCAUAAAGAUGAAUAAUGUUUCUGCGGUAUCUUAAGAUCAGAGACCUUUUUGAGUUUGUAGGUGCAGAACAGAGACACUGAUGAAGGGGCUUUCAAGGCUUCUGUAGAAGUCUAAGGCAGAUUACUCUGACCUGUUCCCGUGAGAAAUAACUUCAUUAGUGCUGGAAAAGAUCUCUGUUUUUAAAAGACUUGAAAGCCUCUUCGAGAGUUCUAUGGCUAAGCAAGGUUCGUUACCUUACAACAAGGGCAGGGUGAUAUUGA
Molecule: messenger RNA, 1493 nt
Organism: Electrophorus electricus (electric eel)
Lineage: Eukaryota; Metazoa; Chordata; Actinopteri; Gymnotiformes; Gymnotidae
Source: RefSeq, a predicted model, not a curated record